This is a messenger RNA of Armigeres subalbatus, 4319 nucleotides long. RefSeq names its product protein MMS22-like. Gene Ontology annotation, biological process: double-strand break repair via homologous recombination; replication fork processing. Gene Ontology annotation, cellular component: nuclear replication fork. NCBI's taxonomy places the organism in Eukaryota, Metazoa, Arthropoda, Insecta, Diptera, Culicidae. The transcript has 3 exons. The coding region runs from base 174 to 3440 and encodes 1088 amino acids. The record is from RefSeq and is a predicted model, not a curated record.
ACAAACAUCAGUGCAGUUUGAUUGUUCGGCUCAGGACAAGUUCGUUAUAGUAUAUGAAGUGGAGUGUUUAAGGUGUUUAAAUUUUAGCCAGUUUUUUUUUAAAUUAUGUCUAUAUAAGUCCAAAAUUCGCUUCAAUUUAUUGCUGUUAAGUUUUGUAAAUUAUUCUGUUCAAAAUGUUCAAAUGCCAAAUACAACUGGCGCAAAAAUCACGUUUCGUGGAUGAGGUAGUCCACACGAUGGUGGAUGUGGAAAAGUUUAAAGAAUCUCAUUCGAUAUCGCUGGAGUGUGUUGACGAACAACCCCCGUAUUUGUUUCAUUAUAAUCUGUUUGCUGUUGACAAACACAUUGUAGAGGCGUUGGCGAUUUUAGCGCGAGAUAAGUUCCAGAAGCUGGCAACGAAAGAAAUCUGUAAAUAUCUGCUAAGAAUCGAGCGUACCGAGCAGAUGACAGAGAUUAUCUCAUUCCUACAAUUGAUCGUGGGUGAAAUGGAUAAUUUGGAAGAAACCGAGUUACUGAAUUCGCUAUCCAAGCUGUAUGCUGUUGUCCCUGAUUUCGUCAACGUGAUCACGCAAUCCGCGAACCUAAGGUUUAAAGACCUUGAUGAGGAAACCUACGACUUUCUGCACUGGAUGCUAGAAAUCCGAUGGUACGAACUAUAUAUCUCAUUUGAACUACAACAACGUGGGAUGGCUACGGAAAAGCAUGAAAUGACAUUUCAGAGUAUACUCUGCAGCCUGAUCCGCUUGGCGUUAUUGAAAUUCUCGUUGGUUAAACAGAAUGAGUUGCACAUUACCGAUCAAUUCUACUGCGAUUGCGUGCGGAAUCUUUGGAUGGGAAUAAUAUCCUUGUCUGCGAGCGGAAGUCAGCCCCUGGAUUUUUGGGAAAAUCUGUACAAAGCAUUGAAAGUCAUCCAGAACGAAAAGGAGGAAACAAGAAGAUGCGGACUCUCGUCGGCGAAUGAUUUCUUAUUUGUUACCUGGUUGAUUAGUGGAAUCGCUUCGUUAUCCGAGUAUUCUUUACUGAAUAAGGAAACAUUCGAGGAGUUACCGGUGGUAAAAAUUGAUGCCAAUUAUACUAUGAUUGAGAGCAUAACCAAGGACAUAGCCGAGGGAAAAAAGUCAGAAGAACAGUUGAGAACUUUUCUAUUACUGGUGAAGCCGAUCUACUGUAGAUGGUGGACAAUAAAACACGAUUUUCUGUUUUCCCUUUGGCAGUUCUUUGGAAAGCGAUUUAAUUCGCCGUUUCAGCUACCAGCGGAGACGUUCCAUAGGCUAGAAAUUCCUAUGCCUGCCAGCCUAAUCGAACAAGGUCGUACUCAGGCCAGUCAGCAAACAUUUACAGCGUUGGAUCCCCAAACAUCCAGCUUCAAAAUGUUUUUAUCAAUGAUUGCAUACAUGGUCCGUCAUUAUACGGCUGAUAAUAAGAAAAACAAAGUACAAAUACUUUUCAACCGAACUGCUUUGAGUUUCCCAUUUUCAAAGUUUGACACACUAACCGGCCAAGGCAUCUAUAACUUCUCUUUGCUGGUGUUUACUCUCCUGGGGUCAACUCACUACAAAGAAGACUUCCACCGACUUUCGAAAGUAUUCCAGCAGAUCAAGCUGGUUCUACCGGUUACAGCUAAUAUAGACGAAACUAUUCAGCGUAUCACCGCUAUAUGCACUGCAAACAUCGCGCUCUUGGUUCGAUUGAGCCAACAAUCAUUCGACAAAGGCCCCCACCUGAAGUACUUUAUAGCUGAAUUCGAUAAAGCCUGGUUGAAGUACGGCGAUCGGUUGCAACCGGCCUUGAGUGCACUAGCCAAAGGGAUGUGUGCUUUGUUCGAUACGGCGAUCUCGUCAGGAAAACUGGCCGAAGGAGACGAGAAGUUCUUCGGAGCUUGGCUGGUGAAGUUCUUGAGAGGAUGUUCGGAAGAAGAUAGAGAUCAGCUUUUCAAUACCUUCAAUCGCCUUUUGAGUUGUUUCUACACAAAGGAACUAUUUCGGAUGGACUACGAUACUUUCCUGGAACCUCUCUAUCAAAUUGUUCUGCCUUUUGUCAAGGAAAUAUUUGUCGAAAUCGAGAAGCCAUGUCCGAUCGUCGUCGAGCUGGCAGCAAAUUUCACCUUGCUCUGCACUGGACAACAAUUUGCUGGACCUUUCAUAUCAUUGUUUUCGUAUUUCGCCGAUAAUGCCAAAGCGAACCCUGUUUUGCGAUUGAGGUAUACCCAGCUAAUCGUCAACAGUGACAGAGUGGACGAAAUUGAGGCUAGAUUAAUUAUUCGAUGCUGGGCGAAAUUGUGCAUCGUUUGUACAUCGGAAGAAAUGAGGGAAUUCUCUGAGUACAUUUUUGGCAUGAAAGAGUUCCAAUCAAUAUGUGAAAUUCCUACAUAUGAUCUUGAAAUAGAGGGCGAUGGUCCGAUAGGAUUAUUCUUCAAGUAUGUUGGGAAAAAAUAUCAGGAGUAUGAAGGAAAAAACAGUAACGCGCAACUUGAUAUGAGAACGAAAAUGCAUGGAAUAUUCCAACAUUUCGAUAAGUGGAUGCCGCAACCCAAUAGAUUAGAUCUGAAAAAGAUCAUUGCGGUUCUAGCGCUGGCGUUUAAGGAAUGUGCUCCUGUAUUUUAUAUCCAUUCAAAUUCCGCCUGUCUAUUUCACGUAGCUUUCAAUAGUUAUUGUCUACCAUUGCCCGUGCGCACCAAUAGGCAAGUGUCCCCUGAUCUAAUAUCGGCGAUGGGAAAAACGUGGUUCCGGAUAAUUGAUGCUUUAGGCCGAAUGGACUAUGCGCGUGAUCCAUGCAUCAGCGACUAUGCAUCGAAUAUGAUGAUAAAGUGGGCUCCGCAGUUUUUGAAAUUCAAAGAAAGGAAUGAUACGGUCAGGCCAUAUGUAUUGUUCAUAUCGUCAAAAAAUGAGCAAUUCAUCACUUUCGUUAUUGGACGAUAUCUCCACGUAUAUGUGGAGCUGAACAAUGGUGUGCCCAAAGACAACGCGGAAGCAGGACUAAAAAUGCUUCUCUACACUCUGGAUGCCUUGGUGAAGAUAAAGGACAGCGAAAAAGUUGCGUUUUUCAUACGACUAACUGCUUCGGCUAUCAUGAGACAUGCCUCGGUUGCCUAUAAAACUCAUCCUAGCAAAACGGUGGCCAACGAAAUUGUCCUUACAAUGCUGGAAUACGCCGAGAAGGGUUUCUCAAAUAUAGUUAAGAUGGAGCUUGAACACAGUUUCAAGGCGUACACCAAAAAUCACGCUGCAUUGGAAUCGAUCAACUACUUCGAGUUUAUGUGCAAGCUGGCAGAGAGAAAUCCUGAAAUCAUUCAGUGCGUCGUACCAACAAUUAUUGAGCAGGUGGUAACAACUGAGCGGUUGUUGGGUUUUGAAGACAGUGCCCUUCGAAAGAUGUUGCACAAGUUGGAAAGCGUGGUACAGGUAAGUUUGAGUAAGCAAAACCGCUACAGACAAUUUUAAAGUACGUUAUACUGCCCAGAUUCGCAUAAAAGUCCCAUGUCGAUUUUUGACGAUUUUGAUUUUCUUUCAGAAAUGAGCUUAAAGUGGCCUCCUAUUCAAGAAAAACUGAUAAAAUAAUGGACUUCGUUCUAGAAAUUUGAAAAUCAAAACCCACUAUUUUGGUAUUUAUUCGCAUAACAGUCACAUUCCAUAUUUUGAUACUCUUUUAUACAUAAAAUUAACAUAAAGAUGAUUAAUUUAAUAGUUCCAUAGCGAUGUAUACAGGGUUUAGGGUCAUUUGACCGAGUAAGAAGUGAGAAAUGAGUAGUGUGAAGUUAUUGGUAAGAAGUGUGUGUUUUUUAGCAAGGGUAAACGGAAAUCUGCAAACAGACACCUGAGGAGGUUAACCCUUUCAGGACGACUUUUUUUUACGGACGAUAAACGUAUAAAUUUGGGUCUGGAUCGUACCAAAUCUGGUAUAAAUAUAACUGAAAAGUGUUGAUAUAUUUCCAAACUGUUCUGGAGUACAUAUCCUCGAAUGUAUCAGAAAAUAUGUCUACAAACAAAAUGUCCUGAGCUGAGAUAUAUGUCAAAAAAUAUCUAUGUUAUCAUAAGAUAAAUUGACCGAAUUUUGAAUAAUCGUAAACUAUAUCAGGGUCUCCAAAACGUCCUGGAGUUCAGAACGUGUGAUAUAUCCGAUCAACCAAGCCCUGACCGGCGUAUCUUGUAUCGUUGAAUACCCCAGCAGGUCCAUUGAGCACAUAGGAUUUCACUCAUAGCUUCUCCAAGCUAGUACAAACCUCUUCGGUUCUCCAAAACCUUAUGAAGCUCAGAUCUCAGAUAUAUUCGAUCAACCAAGUCCUGAACGAUGUAUCCGUGCAUCGUUGAACAUCCCAGCAA